Messenger RNA from Hemibagrus wyckioides, 2993 nucleotides. RefSeq names its product solute carrier family 13 member 1 (gene slc13a1). Gene Ontology annotation, biological process: monoatomic anion transmembrane transport. NCBI's taxonomy places the organism in Eukaryota, Metazoa, Chordata, Actinopteri, Siluriformes, Bagridae. Gene Ontology annotation, molecular function: sodium:sulfate symporter activity. The transcript has 15 exons. The coding region runs from base 53 to 1834 and encodes 593 amino acids. The record is from RefSeq and is a predicted model, not a curated record. Gene Ontology annotation, cellular component: membrane.
UAAGUCGCUUGAUGCAUGCGGCAGAGUCACUGAGUUUACACCAUCCAGCUCAAUGAUGAGGGCAUUUAUUGGAGGAGCAUGGAGCUUUCGCAGUCUGUUCAUCAUCAUUCUCACGCCGCUGUUAAUGCUGCCGCUUCCCCUGGUCAUCAACACAAAGGUGGCUCAAUGUGCAUUUACGCUGGUGCUGAUGGCGGUGUUCUGGAUGACCGAAGCAAUGCCCCUGUCUGUGACCGCCCUUCUUCCGGCACUUCUCUUUCCUCUCUUUGGCAUUAUGAAGUCCUCAGUGGUUGCAACCAUGUACUUUAAAGAUUUCCAUUUACUUCUGCUUGGGGUCAUCUGUCUCGCAACCUCGAUUGAGAAGUGGGGUCUGCACCGUCGAAUUGCUCUCAGACUGGUCACUCUGGUUGGAGUAAACCCUGGCAUGUUGAUGCUGGGCUUCAUGGCAGGCUGUGCUUUCCUCUCCAUGUGGCUGAGUAACACCUCCACAGUGGCCAUGGUGAUGCCGAUAGCAGAAGCCGUCAUGCAGCAGGUCAUGAGCGCAGAGGGUCAGGUCAGCAGCCAGCAGGAUAAGGCACUGAAAGGCAUCUGCAAUCCUGCACUCCAGCUGGACGGAGAUGCUGAGAAACAGUGUGAAAUAUCCAAAGAUGAGAACAGCAACGAGGAAGUGGUUAAGGAAGUUGUUAUUGUUACUGUCCCAGAGGAGGAUCAUUCUACAGAAGCUUGGCCAAGUUCUCCACUACACUCGAAAUACCGAACACGUCAAGACGAAAUGAUGUGUAAAAGUUUGUCUCUGGCUAUUGCCUACUCUGCAAACAUCGGCGGGCUGACGACACUGCCAGGAACAUCUUCAAAUCUGAUCUUUGCUGAAUAUAUGCAUCAAUUUUACCCAGAAUGCAAGUCCAUCAAUUUUGGAAACUGGUUCGUUUUCUGUCUGCCUGUCUGCGUUCUUGUCCUGCUCUUGGCUUGGAUAUGGAUACACUGGCUGUUUCUGGGCUCUAAUUUCUGCUCGGGAAUAUCCUCCAGAAGGGGUCGUUCUGAGAGAGAGAUCGCAGCAUCCAAGCACAUCAAGGAUCAAUACAAUGCACUGGGAAGCAUGAGCCGACAGGAGAUGAUCACUCUUGCUAUUUUCCUGCUGAUGGCGGUGCUGUGGUUUGUGAGAGAGCCGGGCUUCAUGCCAGGUUGGGCAUCUCUGUUUCCUGAUUAUCCAGGAUAUGCAACUGAUGCCACUGUGGCUCUCCUUCUGGGCAUGUUGUUCUUCAUCAUUCCUGCUAAGUGGCCCACUGCAGAUAGCUAUGAUUCUUUGAUAUCAUGGAAGGAAUUCCAGGCCUGUAUGCCGUGGGAGAUCUGUCUGCUUGUGGGAGGGGGUUUUGCCUUAGCAGAGGGCACUAAGGUAUCUGGUUUAUCCAACUGGGUUGCGGAACUGAUGAGUCCAUUGGGGAAUCUGCCUGUACUGGCUAUUGUCACUAUUGCCUGUCUGAUUGUCACAUCCAUUACAGAAGUGGCUAGCAAUCCAGCCACCAUCACCAUCUUCCUGCCCAUACUCGCUCCUCUGGCUGAAGCCAUCAGCAUCAACCCCCUCUACAUGCUGAUACCAGCAACUCUUAGUGUCUCAUUCUCCUUCUUGCUUCCUGUUUCCAAUCCUCCAAAUGCCAUUGUCUUUGCAUAUGGCCAUGUACAAAUCAUGGAUAUGGUCAAGGCAGGAUUGGGCUUGAAUGUCAUCGGUGUUCUUUCAGUGCUAUUGGCUAUCAGUACAUGGGGAAGACCGAUCUUCGCUCUGGACACUUAUCCUGACUGGGCUCCUAUAUACGGCAUGACAAACACAACUGGGUUGUAAACUGCUCACAGUUUACUGCAGUGUCUGAUGUAAAUAAGGACUAUGUAUAUAACUUUAAUUCACCGGUGAACGUUUUGUAACGCUGUAAAUGAGGUGAAUGGGUGUUGUAUAGCUAUUUUUUAUUGGAGAUACUUUAAUAACUUCUAAAAACAAAAAAUACUAACUUUAUUUUUAUAAGCACCUUUUAUAAAUGUAUCUUCAAAAUAUAUACAUAUAUAAAUAUAUACAUAUUCAUUUAAAGCCAUAGAAUUAAACCAAAUAAAUAACAAAGGAACACAUUUUAGAGUAAGGGCAAGAAAUUUAAGGUUCACUAGAAAGUCUAGACAAGAUAAGGCUCGCUUGGAUUUCCGAAUAUUUGAGGAAACACCACCCGAGAACUGUACAUCAUUUAUGGUAAUAUCCUCUAGGCGGCUUAUAUUGUUUUUAAAAAACAAGACUAUAGUAUUUAUUUGUGUCCAGCUGGCCUUAUAGGUGAACACUGUGGAGCUGUUUUAACCCAUUUCACCCUGUGGAUUUGACUGUGUUACCAUCAUACAUACAUCAGUCUGUAUUAUCACUUCUAUUACUGCAGAUUUGGAUUUUCAGUCCAAACGAACAUCAACUGAAAUUAUACUAUAAAGCAUCCGUAUUGUUUUUAUUUAUCUGUAUUAAAAAAUGUGAGUUAUUACAGAUUUGUAGUCGAAUUUAUUGUGUAAGGAUUUGAUCAGUUAGCUAUAGGCGAUUUAGAAACAUUUAUCGUGAGCGUCGUACUUUAGCUAACUUGAUGACCGAUGGCUUUUUACGGAAAGAUCGUUCCAGUUUAUUGGACUUCAAACUGACAAUAUGUUAUAGUUUACUUGAACAUUUGCAUACAAAUGUACUGUAGGAUUAUUUCUAAUCUUAUCUCUGGGGAAAGAUCUGGUGGAAAGAUCACUAAUGAUUAGCUGGAUCUUACUUCCUUGUGCGUUAUUGUACUUUAUAUAUAUAUAUAUAUAUAUAUAUAUACUGACAUUGUCAGCCUGUUGUGAGUGCUACCAGAAAGAAUUUAGACCGGAUUCAACUGACCACAUUGUCCUGAUGUUCUCGACACCACCCAAUUUGUUCUGAUGUAAAUGUUUGUUUUCAUGUAUGGUUUUCAUGCACAGGUCAUGCACAAUAAAAAAAACCCUACUGAAUUUAA